Messenger RNA from Diachasmimorpha longicaudata, 4035 nucleotides. RefSeq lists its product as uncharacterized. Gene Ontology annotation, biological process: protein localization to plasma membrane; GPI anchor biosynthetic process. Gene Ontology annotation, cellular component: endoplasmic reticulum; membrane. Lineage: Eukaryota; Metazoa; Arthropoda; Insecta; Hymenoptera; Braconidae. Gene Ontology annotation, molecular function: glucosaminyl-phosphatidylinositol O-acyltransferase activity. Bases 797 to 2323 code for a protein of 508 amino acids. The record is from RefSeq and is a predicted model, not a curated record. The transcript has a single exon.
AGUUGGAAACACCGAGAGAAUGUUCUGAAACCGAAAAUAUCGUACCCCAAAGGCCUUAAGUCCCGACAGAGGGUGAAAUGUUGGAUAAAUAAACAGUUUUUAACCUUGAAAGCCCUUCAAACACAUCAAGAAUUCGAUCUAACGAUUGAAAACAUCGAGAGAAUGUCGUAAACCUGGAAAUAUCGUAUGGAAAAGCUAUUAAAUUCUGUCGUGAAGGUUCAGAGACACAAAAAUAAUUAUUUUUCAAUAUCAAAAUCCUUCAAACACAUCAGGAAUUCGAUGUAACGGUCGAUAUCAGUGAGAGGAUGUCAUUAGUCUAGAAAUAUCGUAUCCAAAAGGCUUUAAAGUCUGUUGUGAAGGUUCAGAAUCACCAAAAUCAUCAGUUUUUAACCUCAAAAUCGUCUAAACACAUCAAGAAGUCAAUUCAACAGUCAAAAUCAUCGAGAUGAUGUCGUAACAAAGGAAAUAUCGUACCCAAAACGCUUUAAAUUCUCUCGUGAGGGUUCAGAAUCACCAAAAUCAUCAGUUUUUAACCUCAAAAUCGUCCAAACACAUCAAGAAGUCAAUUCAACAGUCAAAAUCAUCGAGAUGAUGUCGUAACAAAGGAAAUAUCGUAUCCAAAAGGCUUUAAAUUCUCUCGUGAAGGUUCAGAGUCACCAAAAUCAUCAGUUUUUAACCUCAAAAUCGUUCAAACACAUCAAGAAGUCAAUUCAACAGUCAAAAUCACCCAGAUGAUCUCGUAACAAAGGAAAUAUCGUAUCAAAAACUCUUCAAGCUCUCAUAUCCCAUCAAAAAAAUGAAGUUCACAUCAAAGGAAGAGCAGUACAGACUGGAGCAGGAGGCAUUUGUCUCCAAUCAUGGAGGCAGCUCCCCCAUGGACAUAUUCCUGGUGAUGUUACCCCACAUUCUCGCCAUCAACCUCACCCACAGCAUAUUCAUAAACUACAGUAAAAAAUUCUCCAAAAACAGUCAAACUGUCAUUGAAUUUCUGGUGAAUGUCGUACCAGGUGUUCUCUGCUGUACUAUUCUCUCAGACUACAUCAUGACAGUCAUCACAAUCAUGAUAAUAUCGGUAUUAAUUUUAUCAUCGAUAACGUAUCACAAUCCCCAGGAUAUUCGUGACGUAAAAACGACGAAAAUAUCUUUUGUCACACAUUUUCGUGCCCUCACCAACAUCAUCACAGCCAUUUGCAUUCUGGGAGUUGACUUCAGGAUAUUCCCCAGGAAAUAUGCGAAGACUGAGGACUAUGGGUACAGUCUCAUGGACACUGGUGUUGGACUUUUUAUUAUUGCAAAUGCUUUGGUAGCACCUGAAGCCAGAAAUUCUUCACGUUUACCACGUGGUAGUUUCUUGAGGAGAUUGAAUGGAAAUGUUAGGAGAUGCAUCAGGGAAGUAACUCCACUUCUGAUUCUCGGUAUCAGUAGAUUUAUUGCUGUUGAAUUUAUUGGAUAUCAGAAACAUGUGUCUGAGUAUGGGGUACAUUGGAAUUUUUUUAUAACUCUGGCAUUUGUUAGAAUAUUUACCAGCACAAUCUCCAUUGCUACGACACCAAAAUUCGUUGGAUUAGCUGGAUUUUGGAUUAUUGUUAUGCAUGAAUAUGCGUUGAAUACCAAUGGUCUCAAGCACUGGGUUCUUGGUGAUGCCUUAAGGACUGAUUUUGUAUCAGCAAAUCGUGAAGGUUUGAUAUCAAUUCCUGGGUAUGUUGGACUUUAUCUCAUUGGUAUAGCCCUGGGAAAGAUCAUUCAUGAGGCAUUUGGUGGUGAUAAAAAACGUUGUCACUUGACAAAGUUCAAGAUGAGUGGUAUACAACUGGUGUCAAAUAAAUUUCAACUUACUUUGAUCACAAAAAUGAUGAUUAUUGCUGGAUUAUGUUGGAUUAUCACAGCGUAUUGUGGGUCUACGUGGGGUGUGUCCAGGAGAUUAGCUAAUGCUGGUUAUUGUUUCUGGAUUGUGACGUUGAGUACAGCACUUCUUGGUGGUCUGAUGAUGGCAGACGUUCAGAUGAAUAUUAAUGUGCAGAUUAUGAGAUCUUUGAGAAAAUCUAGGAGAAAUGACAAUCAGAGAAUUAGGAGUGGUGAUGGAGAAGGUGAUGGGGAAUUUGUGAGGAUAACACCGGAGAUUUUUGAUGCUGUUAAUUAUAAUGGAUUGGGAUUUUUUCUUGGGGCUAAUUUGAUGACGGGGGGAAUUAAUAUGAUUAUGUGGACACUUUAUGUUGAUAUUCCUGAAGCUGUUCAGGUGAUUAUUGGGUACAUGGGAGUGUUAAUUAUGAUUUCUGUGGUUCUUUACAGACGUAAAAUUCAAUUAAAGGUGUGCUGUCGGUAAUUAGGGGGGAGAAUGAGGGUUUUAGGGGGUCGUGGGGGGUUGAAAAUAUUUGUGAUUUCUCGGGGAUCGAUAGGGAGAUUGAUUUCUUGAUUAAUUUGGAAUUGUUAAGGGCUUUAAUUGAAUAAAAUCGGGGGGAAAUGAGGUAGGUUUGAUGAUGGGGUUAAUUAUGAUGGGGUUGUUAAGGGAAUAAUGCAAUUAAUGGGCGGAAAGUUUGAGUAUUUUGGGGGUUUGUGGGGGGGAGGGAUGUCCACGAUUUUUUUUAUAUAAAAAUAUUGAUAAUUAAGGUAAUGAGGAAGGUUUAAGUGAUGAUUUAUAAAAAAAAAUUGAAUUGCAUUUUCUGUCUUCCAACCGUUUAAUUGUUUUAUUAACUUGCAUUAAGUGAAAAAUAUAUGUACAUAAUUUUUUAUGGAAUGUCACGAGGGUUUAAUUACUAAUCAAAUAAUGAGCCAGUUGAUAUAUUUUUUAAAACAAAUUUUCUAAUUAAUAAAUGAGCAUUUUUAAUAUUCCAAAUAGUCGAUUGUUUAUUGAUUUGAGGUAAAACAUAUGUACAAUUUUCCAUAGGAAAAUAAUUAUUAAGUUUUGAUUUGAGUUUGAUAAACAUUUGAGCAGUGAAUGAAAUAAUUGAUAUAUUUUUUUAUUAAAAUGUUAAUAUUAGAAAAUUAAUUAAAAUUCAAUGAAUUUAAAUCUGAUGAUUAAAAAAUAUCUGGGGUAAAUGGUAACUAGAGAAAAUUGGUGAUGGGUAAAUCGUCGGAUUAAUUUCAUAAUUCUUCUCUUAUUGGAUCGUAAUUAUUGUCACGUGAUUCAAUAAUUGGGGAUUUUUUAUUAACAAAUUUUUGGAAGUCUCGGUGAUUAUGUACGUGAUCCGCUGCUAGUGACACAAUUCUCAGGAACUCGUCAGUGUCAAAACUGUAGUUUGUAAAUUUAGCGUGUGCACCACCGUCCGGAUGAGUUCCCUUCGAUGAAUAAUAUAUUUUUUAUUUAAAAUUAUUGAUUAAAAAAUAGGGGUGGGGUGGGGUGAGAUAGUGGAGGAGUUUUAGGGGACUUACAGGGUCUUGUUGAAUAAUUUUUUCACCGUCUUCCCAGGUGAAGUAUUUAACACCACGAAGUCUUGACAGAUCUUUGUAACAACCAGCGUCUUCACAAUUAUAUCUAAAUAAAUAAAUUAAUUAUUAAUAUAAAAUUGCGAUUGAGGGGAGGGGAUUAAUCGUCCAGUGAUUGAUAAAAUUGUGGUCAAUAGUGAAUAUUAGUAAUUAUCACGUUCCAUAUUAUUAAUGAUUUUUCUAGUCUACAGUGAGAUAAAUUAUAAAGUUCCUGAGACGUUUUGUCUGAAAGUAUUGAAUAAACAAUAGAAUAAAUAUAUUUUUUAUGAUAAAUAUUUGUUGUGUUGGGGUUUCAAAGGGUCACAACUCGAUAUUGUUCAUUUAUUGGAAUUUUCGAGGGGUAAAUUUUGAGAUUUUAAGGCAAUUUCGGGGAGAAUUUUGGUGAUUGAGGGGUGAAAAGGAUUUAAUCACUGGACGAAUUGAAAAAAAAAUAUUAACAAUUCAAAAACUGCUGCCCAAUCAGGCAAAAACAUGGCGUGAGUCAAUCCUGCUCCAUGAAUUCCGAUGAAAACAUCAGUAUUUCGACUGAUAUCGAGUUGUUUUUUGAAAGGAACAUCUUUGUUGUACGUCACCUGAAUAAAUAAAAAUAAAUUUACAGAUUUUGAUAAUUGA